Messenger RNA from Numida meleagris (helmeted guineafowl), 1273 nucleotides. Its product is annotated as fatty acyl-CoA hydrolase precursor, medium chain-like. The record is from RefSeq and is a predicted model, not a curated record. NCBI's taxonomy places the organism in Eukaryota, Metazoa, Chordata, Aves, Galliformes, Numididae.
GGCUGUGAAACAUCCAGUUCAGCUGCUCUGGUUGAGUGCUUAAGAGAACAAACAGAGGAAGAGAUAGAACAGAUAACGCUAAAAAUGGAUAUGACAACACUGAAGCUAUGCUAUACCCCAUCUGAAAAUUGUGAACAGACGUCCAUGUUCAUCAGUUCAUAUGUUGAUGGUGUAUUUUUUCCGAAGAGUCCCAGUCAAUUACUGUCUGAAAAAGCAAUCAAUGCAGUCCCGUAUAUGAUAGGAGUAAAUAACUGUGAAUUUGGAUGGGUAAUUCCUAAAAUGAUGAAAUUUCCUGAUUUUAGAGACGGUCUGGACAAAGAAGUUGCCCGUCAAAUAUUACAGAGCUCGUUUGCAUUAUCCUUUAAGAAUGUUACUUCUGUCACUGUUGAUCUCAUAUUCGGUGAAUACAUGGGAAAAGCAGAGAGCCGUGCUCAGGUGCGAGAUGGCCUUCUUGAUGCAUUAGGAGAUCACGUGUUUGUUUUCCCAUCCGUUGAAGUGGCUAGAUACCAUAGAGAUGCUGGACACCCAGUCUACUUUUAUGAAUUUCAGCAUCGACCAAGCUCAGCCACAGGUGUCGUGCCAGAGUUUGUAAAAGCUGAUCAUGGAGAUGAGAUUGCCUUUGUGUUUGGAAAGCCGUUCUUAGCUGGGAAUGCUACCGAAGAAGAAGAUAAACUUAGCAGAACUGUUAUGAAAUACUGGACUAACUUUGCUAGAAAUGGAAAUCCCAAUGGGGAAGGCUUGGUACAUUGGCCUCAGUAUGAUCUGGAUGAAGGAUACCUGGAGAUAGACGUAACACAAAAGGCAGCAAAGAAACUGAAAGAACACAAAAUGGAGUUUUGGGCACAGCUCACAGAACAAAUGAGGGGUGAAAGAAGGAGAGAGCGCACAGAUUUGUGAGAGCUGCAGAGGGUACGUUUUCCCUUUACAGCCUGAACUAAGGUGAAUAUUCAUUUGUCAGAACGCAGAUUUUAAUCUUGACUUUCUAACUCACUGAUGUCUAAUUUGUUGUCAUGAUCACAGGAAAACUUCCCCUGAUUCUCUCCUGUAGUGAAAAGGGAGAAUCAAGGGAAGUGCAAAGUGUACAUGGAAAUAAAAAUCAAUAAUGAAGCAAGCGGGAAUAGAAACCAGUCUUUCAGGUUCAAACUGACCACGGUAUCCAAGGGGAAAUGGGCGAGUAUAUUGAAAUCCAUAAGAAAUGAUGUUUACGGGAUAUGUCAUAGGUGUCAGAAUAUGUUGUAUUUUCAUUCCACCCUUCUUUAUCAAGAGAGUCCUU